Messenger RNA from Lepus europaeus (European hare), 2053 nucleotides. It is a transcript of the gene SLC35A1, whose product is annotated as solute carrier family 35 member A1. The transcript has 8 exons. Gene Ontology annotation, molecular function: pyrimidine nucleotide-sugar transmembrane transporter activity. The coding region runs from base 251 to 1264 and encodes 337 amino acids. Gene Ontology annotation, biological process: pyrimidine nucleotide-sugar transmembrane transport. Lineage: Eukaryota; Metazoa; Chordata; Mammalia; Lagomorpha; Leporidae. The record is from RefSeq and is a predicted model, not a curated record. Gene Ontology annotation, cellular component: Golgi membrane.
CGAACGUCGCCUUGGACUGAGUUUCGGACACUCCUCGCCAAGGAUUCGGCCCUAAAGGCCUCCCCUGCCUUUGGGUUCUCCCAAUUCCUGCGCCUGAUUUUAGUAUUUGCCUGGGAGGGAAGCGAGCGGGCCGCAGGGCGCUCUAGGCCGAGCAGCUGCUUCUCUAUGAUCACAGGGGGCGGGCCCCGCGCCCGGCGCAGGGCGAGCGGAGGGGGCGCGCGUCAGUUCCGCGCGGGGCGGUACGAGAACCAUGGCUGCCGUAAGAGAAAAUGUCAGUUUACUCUUCAAGUUAUACUGCUUGACAGUGAUGACCCUGGUGGCUGCAGCUUACACUAUAGCUUUGAGAUACACAAGGACAACAAAUACAGAACGCUACUUUUCAACCACAGCUGUGUGUAUCACAGAAGUUGUAAAGUUAUUGCUAAGUGUGGGACUCUUAGCUAAAGAAACUGGUAGUCUGGGUAGAUUCAAGACGUCUCUAAGUGAAAAUGUCUUUGGGAGCCCCAAAGAACUGAUGAAAUUAAGUGUACCAUCACUGGUAUAUGCUGUUCAGAACAACAUGGCCUUCCUAGCCCUUAGCAAUCUAGAUGCAGCAGUGUACCAGGUGACCUAUCAAUUGAAGAUUCCCUGUACUGCAUUAUGUACUGUUUUAAUGUUAAAUAGGACACUCAGCAAAUUACAGUGGAUUUCAGUUUUUAUGCUUUGUGGUGGAGUCACACUUGUACAGUGGAAACCAGCCCAAGCUACAAAAGUUGUGGUGGAACAGAAUCCAUUAUUAGGAUUUGGUGCAAUAGCUAUUGCGGUAUUAUGCUCAGGAUUUGCUGGUGUAUAUUUUGAAAAAGUUUUAAAGAGUUCAGACACAUCCCUUUGGGUUAGAAAUAUUCAAAUGUAUCUAUCAGGGAUUGUUGUGACAUUAGUUGGCGUCUACUUGUCAGAUGGAGCUGAAAUUAAAGAAAAAGGAUUUUUCUAUGGUUACACACAUUAUGUCUGGUUUGUCAUCUUUCUGGCAAGUGUUGGAGGCCUGUACACUUCUGUGGUGGUCAAGUACACAGACAACAUCAUGAAAGGCUUCUCUGCUGCAGCAGCCAUUGUGCUUUCUACCAUUGCGUCCGUGACCCUGUUUGGAUUACAGAUAACACUUACUUUUACUCUGGGCACCAUUCUUGUAUGUGUUUCCAUCUAUUUCUAUGGACUACCCAGACAAGACACUACAUCAAUCCAACAAGGAGAAACAGCUUCAAAAGAAAGAAUCAUUGGUGUGUGAAUUGAGCCUGAAGAAAGAUGACUAAACUAUUUGCAUUAUACUAGAGCCUUAAGUCAAUCCCAGAAGGAAGCUUAAACAAAUAAAAACAACAACAAAAAAAUCAACCACAUGGUGUAAGAAUCAAGAAACAAACUGUCACAGGGAGUUGCUGAUACAGAGAUUUAAUCUGGGCCAAAUGGGGUCAAGUUGUAUUUUAAAAUGAAGGAAUUUUAUUGUAUAUAUAUGAUGUACAUAAAAAUAUGGAGAUGACAUGGUAUUUAAGCAAAUCAUGUGAGGCUACAAUAUUCAAAUAACUAGGUUUGGGACAAUGUUUAAAGGUUGAAGUGCCAAAGCCAUUUCUGUACUAACUGUUCCCUUGUUCAGGUACCAGGGGAGAAGGACAACCCCUCAAAGUUCUCCAAAAUUCACAGAGUGAAUUUGUCCUAGCAGCAGUAAAGCCCUAACUCUUUUUUAUGAGAAAGGCAAAAACAAGACAGGUAGUUCAGAAACAAACAGAAUGUGUAACUUCUCAAGUGGAAUCUAUUUCAUAGCUCAGACAAUGAUCUCUGGGUGGCAACUGGAUACUCCUUUAAUCCUAUAUUUGUGCCAUUCAUUGUCUGGUUCCUGUUUCUUUGCCGUUAGAAGAUAUACUUUUUUUCAAAAAAAAAUUUCUAAUGUCACUUUUGUACUUUUUUUUUAUAAAGUAAUGUUAAUUGUUGGACUCUCAAAUAAUUUGUGUAAUUGCAGUGUUUUUAAAAAUAUUUCUAUAAUGUCAAUGAAAAAUUCAGCAAUAAAAUUAAUUUAUUUGUA